Messenger RNA from Orbicella faveolata, 1395 nucleotides. RefSeq names its product decapping and exoribonuclease protein-like. The record is from RefSeq and is a predicted model, not a curated record. Gene Ontology annotation, cellular component: nucleus; cytosol. Gene Ontology annotation, biological process: nuclear-transcribed mRNA catabolic process; NAD-cap decapping. Lineage: Eukaryota; Metazoa; Cnidaria; Anthozoa; Scleractinia; Merulinidae. Gene Ontology annotation, molecular function: mRNA 5'-diphosphatase activity.
AUGCCAAAAAUAUUUGAGUCAGUAUUUGAGGACAAAUUGCCAUCUUGUAAUGCACCAACUCUUGUGUUGUCCUGUUACCGAUCACUUCAUAGGACGCGGCUAAAAGUUUUUAAAGAUGACAUUCUUGCCUUGGAGGCUGGAAAAGAGAGGAUAAGAAAUGAGUUCUUGAAGCACAAAAGUGAGACUGAUCCAUCAAAAAUUGCUGAACUUAUUUCUAUGGCAGAAAGUGCUGAGAAAUUUCUCAGGCAUAAUGUUGUGCAAGGAGUACAGACUGACAGAAACCCCCCCCAUCCCCCAACCACCAGGAAAUUCCAAUCCUUUCUGUGGGGGUUGUAUGGAUAUUUUCUCGAACUGCACAUUUGUAUUCAUGCAAUUUAUUAUGUAUACUUAUUCCUCAGCUUACACACAGAUUUCAUAACAUGGAGAGGGCACUUGACAAAGAUCAUGUGCACACCUUAUGAGACAAGGGAAUCAUGGCAGAUGGCAGCAACACUUCACAAUGAAACCAUCUAUAUCAGUGAGGUAGAAACAGAGGAAAACAAAGAAAGACGUACAAAGAUGGAUGAAAGACAGAAGGAGAUGUGUUACUGGGGUUAUAACUUUGAAAGCUAUGUUACAUCACCAGUGGACAAGAGUCAUCAGAACAAUGGGGCAACAAGAGAAAGUCGUCCUUGUAAUGACAGUGAGGCAUUUAUCACUGUUAUCAGAACCAGGCUUGGUGGCCAUUCUUUGGUGUUUGGAGCUGAAGUGGACUGCUGUGCUAAGGAAGAUGAAGAAGCCCCAGCAAACUACAUAGAGUUGAAGACCUCCCUAAAGCCUCACCAUUACCAUCACCACCAGAACUUCAAACGCUACAAGCUGAUCAAGUGGUGGGCCCAGUCAUACCUUGCAGGUGUUCCAAAAAUCAUCUGUGGCUUCAGAGAUCAUGAUGGCCAGGUCAAAGAACUUCAAACAUACAACACCCUAGCCAUACCAAGACUCGUUCGAGAUGAAGAGGGGCUGUGGGACUCCUCUGUUUGUCUGAACCUUCUGGACAGGUUUCUCACUUGGAUGAAAUCAGUGGUUGUGAAGAACGGUCCAGGUGUUGUUUAUAUGUUCUCUUGGAAACAUCCCUUUGAGGAAAUAACUGUUUCUGAGUUGUCAGACGGAUCUCAUCAUGUCCUACCAGACUGGUAUUUGGAAAGCUCUGGAAAUGUUGCCUCUCCUUGACAAUAAUGACUGAUGGUGCUUGAUGUCACUGGUUAUGAGCAAAAGAAACUUUUGGAUUGUAGUGAACCACUCACAGGGCCAUAGCCAAAAAAAAUUAUAACUGAGGCAAUGUUCAAGGUUAAAUUGCAUACAUGUAGAAGAGUCAAUUUUUAUUUUGGAUUUGCUAAUAAAACUUUUAUAGUUAUU